This is a messenger RNA of Electrophorus electricus (electric eel), 1753 nucleotides long. RefSeq names its product X-box binding protein 1 (gene xbp1). Gene Ontology annotation, molecular function: RNA polymerase II transcription regulatory region sequence-specific DNA binding; DNA-binding transcription factor activity, RNA polymerase II-specific. Lineage: Eukaryota; Metazoa; Chordata; Actinopteri; Gymnotiformes; Gymnotidae. Gene Ontology annotation, cellular component: nucleus. The record is from RefSeq and is a predicted model, not a curated record. Gene Ontology annotation, biological process: regulation of DNA-templated transcription.
UUAAUAUUUCUGACAACGAAGCGGCUCGCGACGCUGGGAAGUAGCAGCUACUUCAUUUUGAAAUCUUUUAUCCCGAAACUAUAUAUAUAACUGAGAGGGUCGCCGCGCAGACCCUGACAUAAACACACCAUGGUUGUAGUGGCGGCAGGGGCCGGAGGUGCCCACAAAGUCCUCCUGAUCUCGGGCAAGCAGAGCGCGGAGCAGACGGGCUACAGCCGCGCGCUCUCCGUCGUGCUGCCGCGCGCCGGUAAUCAGACUUCAUCAGACUCCGACUGCAACGCGUCUACGCCGCCUUUGCGCAAAAGACAGAGGCUUACUCAUCUGAGUCCGGAGGAGAAGGCACUGCGAAGGAAACUUAAAAACAGAGUUGCUGCACAGACAGCAAGAGACAGAAAAAAAGCAAAAAUGGGAGAGUUGGAACAGCAGGUCCUGGAACUGGAACAGGAGAAUCAGAAACUCCACUUGGAGAAUAGGAUGUUGCGUGAGAAGGCGAGCGACCUGCUGAGUGAGAAUGAAGAGCUGAGGCAGAGAUUGGGGUUGGAUACCCUAGAUGCGAUGGAGAAGGUGCAGGCCAUCGAGUCCGGGGCGGGCGAUUUGGUUCUGGUGACCGGGUCUUCUGAGUGCAGUACUCAGGCUACGUGUGCCUCUGCAGCAGGUGCAGGCCCAGUCGUCAUCAAAGCUGAAGACCUUGCCGUGGAGUCUCGUGUUCCUGGCACUGCAGACACUGAGUCUGAUCUCCUGCUUGGUAUACUGGACAUCCUUGACACAGAGCUGUUCCUCAAGGGUGGUGCCCCAGAAGCACAGGAGGCAGAGCAGCACCACCUGCUGGUUGGGGCAGCCGGAGAGCCAGUACCUGCCUCCUUACCUGAAGCUGUGGGGGCCACACCAGUUAAGCUGGAGGCCCUUAAUGAACUGAUCCAGUUCGACCAUGUAUACACCAAACAGGUGGAAGUGGUCCACGAGGAGAGUGUUCCUGGAUUGAAGACAGAGGAGGUCCAAGACCCCGUUGCCUUCUCAUCUCAUGAAGAGGAGAUCGAGGUGGAAGUGGAGAUGGUGAAUGUCAAGGAUGAACCAGAGGAAGUGGUCAUCCCCGGGACCAAGCCCAGUUCACCUGGGGUUGAUGACUUCCUGUCUGAAGUGCCUCCUUCCUUCAGCGACUACGAGAAGGUGGCCUAUUUGAUAACUGAUGCAUGCAGUGAUUCUGGAUACGAGAGAUCCUCUUCACCCUUCAGUGACAUGUCGUCUCCUCUCUGCUCAGACAGCUCCUGGGAGGACAUGUUUGCCAGUGAACUCUUCCCACAACUCAUUAGUGUGUGAAACCUAGCCAUUACAAGUCACUAAUGGAAAAUUGGCAACUUUUCAUUCUAGUGUAAAGUGGCUAACCUAUACUUACUACACACUCUCUGCAACUUGUACACAUUUGUCGUUCCCUUGUUCAGACCAAAGUAAUCGUGUAGAUCAAGCAGAGAUGUGGAGGGUUGGCCUGCAAAGACUUGUGGGGGGGGAAAUGGACAAUUUUGCCAUCAAAAGUAGGGAUUGAAUGAAUCUUGGUGAUUCAUGUUCAGUAUUUCCUGUGGGGGAAGGGGAGAGAGAAAUGGUUUUAAAAGCAGAACUAUUUAUUUGUGCGUCUUGCUCCAGAGUCCUGUAUUGUAAUCUGUCUUCUAAGGAUUUUUCUUGUUGUAAAAUGUCUAAUUUUAUUAGCACUCUCCUUGUAGAAUCACUUAUUGCAUUAAAGUCUAGCAUUGCACAAUGA